UCACACACAGAGAGGGUGAACAUCAAGCCAGGGGAACGGCUGCUGCUGGGGGGCUUUGCUGGCCUCCGGGUGGCUGGUGGGAUCCCGGAGCCUCAGGCGAGGGGCUGUGAUGGAACAGGACAGCAACUGAAGACUCUCGAAAGGCCACCGAGUGACCAGGCCCCAAGCCAUGCAGAAAUCUCAGGGGCAGAACACCCUCAGCCGGGCCACAGAAGAGGCUGGGGGGACAGGACGGGGCCUGGGAAGAGCCCCCCCCAGCCCUGCCAUCCCUCCAAAGAGAGCCAAAGUCGCAGCAGAGCAGGAGGGCCCUGCAGCCCCGGUCUUCCUGCAGGAGCUGAAGGACAUGGCCAUCAGCCUCGGCCAAAACAUCCUGCUGAGGGUGGUCGUGACCGGCAGCCCCCAGCCGCACCUGAGCUGGUACAAAGAGAAAGAACCUGUCGCCCCCACCAAAGACAAGGAAGAGGAGGAGGAGGAGGAGGAGUACGGCAGCCUCCGGAUCCAGUGCAGCAAAGCGGCUGACGCAGGAGUCUACAGCUGCGUGGCCAAGAACGAGCAUGGCGAAGCUGUCACCUGUGCCACUGUGAGGAUUACAGGCAUGGAAGACUCGGAGACGGGAGAAGAUGAUGCCAGCAGUACACAGGUGACCCAACGCAGCCAGCUCCAGGAUGAGACAACCUAUAGCUCCCCUACAGGGGAGUCGGACACGCUGGUGGAUGCUUCCAUGAAGACCACUCCGACCUCAGUGCCAGGCCUGUCCCAGACAGAUGAGCACUCCAGUUGGUCAGGGAGCCAGACCACAGUGUUGGAGAAGGAUCCAGAUGCUGGCCCCACGGUGAGGGGACCCUACCUGCACCCCAGCAUUCCAAGGCAAGCACCUGCCGAGGCCCGGCACCUGGGGGUGGAGCCGCUGGUGCGGGCAUCACGGGCGGAGCUGAUUGGCGUGGCCCCGGGGUCCGAGGACAGCCUGUCUCUGGGGAGCGACCCCUACGGCAGUGCCUUCAGCCUGUACCGGGGCCGUGCCCUCUCCCUGCACGUCAGCCUUCCCCAUGGUGGCUAUCGGAGGGAUGAUGCCCACAGCAGCAGCAAAACCAGCUCAGAUACCCUCCACCUGCCUUCACAGAAACCUCCUCUCCAGCGCCCAGUGUCCCCCCGAGCAGGGCAGUGCCCAGUCCAGCCACCUGGAGCCAGCCACGGCCCCACACCACCUGUGGCUCCCCGAAGAAAGCUGCUGAUGCCCCCUGAGCUCCAGGACACAGCAUCGGAAGAGUUUGAUGAGAAGCUGAAGCGCCUGAAGUCAUCUGGCUACUCUCAGGCUUGCACAGGAGAGUCAAGGCCCCAGACACCACUGAGCGAGGCCUCCAGCCGCGUCUCUGUCCUUCGCCCAUCUCCUAAGCUGCCCCGGUCAGGCACCAAGAUCUUUGACAAGCUCAAGUUCUUUGAGGAGCGGCGGAAGAGCCUGGAACAGAACGAUAACCCUUUUGUCGGCCACACAUGGCUACCCCUACGCAAGACACGCUCCUUUGAUCAACCUGGCUUGGAUGAAGCCAGCCCCUUCCUGUCAGCUGACUCUCAUGAGGACCUGAGAGAGGAUACCCGCUCUGAACUGGGAGGUGCAGCCUGCCGGCGCCAUGCCUUCCACCAAAAGGCAUCCUCCUUGGAUGACCGCAGCCGCUUCUCCAGCCGCGUCUAUGACCUUGAGCACAAGUUCACUGAAGAACUGGGCCGCAUCAAGCGCACAGUGUCUCAACAGCAUCUGUGGCGAUCGCAAGAAUUGUUCAGCUCACCAUCUCCCCAUACCACCACUGAACCACCUGCCCCCACCAGAGUUCCACCACCCCGAAAACUCAAGCCCCUGAAGGCUUUGCCACCUCCAGAGAAUGCACAUGGCGUGCAGCAGCUGGUGUUGUCCAGUGUGGGCCUAGUGGGCCCCAGAGAUGAACCCAAGGGAACACAAAAGCCUCUGUUGAAGAGUGGAGUUGCAGCGGAGCAGGUGGGAAAGCAGAACAGAAGUCAGAAGGAAACCGAGCUGAAUGGCCAGGACCUGCGGCGAAAGGUGGAGCAGUGCCCGCUAUCUCAUGCUGCCCCAUUGGGACAGAGGGACUUGCUGCUGAAGACUGGGCCUCCUGAGGGUAUUGAUGGAACGGAUGGAGGCUCUGUGAACCCAGCCAAAGGGAGCCAGGAGUCAAAGGGGCUAAGUGAGACUUUGCAUGCCCGGAAACGGGAGUCCGGCCAGGAUGGACAUCCCCUGCCCUGGGCUAAGACAGAACCAGAUAGAAGCAGGACAGGGGUUCAUGGCACAAGCAGGGAGUUGGAGAGAAAGACUGGGAAAGUGGCAGAGAAAAAGGACAGUGCAUUGCAGCCUCAGGAUGGGAAGAGUGCGCGGAGCAGAGGCAAAGGCCGCCGGACCCGGCGCAUGUCCCCCGAACCAGAAUCUUCAGAUGAUUCCUACAUCUCAGCAGGCGAGGACCCACUGGAGGCCCCCAUCUUUGAGAUCCCUAUCCAGGAUGUAACAGUUACAGCUGGAUCUGAGGUGCUGUUCAAAUGUAUCAUCACCGGCAACCCAUCCCCAGAAGUGUCAUGGCGAAAGGACGGGGUCACCUUUCGGAGCAGCACCACUCGCCCUAUCAAAGCAGAGGGAGAACGCCACACCCUGCUGGUCAGGAGUGCCCGUACGGCUGAUGCUGGUCUCUACACUGUGUGCGCCACCAAUGAGGUGGGCGAGGCUUGCUGCAGUGCCAUCUUGACUGUGCGGCCUGCUCCCCUAGAGACCCACAGCCGAUUGGUGCCAUGGCAUGAGAUUAGUAGCCCUGUCACAUCAGAUGAAGAAUACCUGAGCCCAUUGGAGGAGUUCCCUGAGUCUGGCACCCCUCGGCACCAUCCUGUCAUGAGAGUGCAACCCCGCUCUGAGACCAGCUCUGCUCCUGCUCACGUGGGCAUCAACUUCAAGGCUGCACCAUCCUUUGAGGUGGCACUGAGUGAUCAAGCAGUACUGGAGGGACAAGAUGUGGUCCUGCGCAUUCGGGUACAGGGAGAGCCCAAGCCUAUUGUGCACUGGCUGAAGAACCGGCACCCAGUGAAGUAUGGGCGGCGCAUUUCUGCCAAGGAGGAAGAUGGCGGAUCUUUUUGCCUACAGAUCCACAUGGUGGAGUGCACAGAUGCUGGCUAUUACGCCUGCAAGGCCAUCAAUGAGUAUGGCACCAAGCAGUGUGAGGCCAAGCUUGAUGUGCAAGUGCACCCUGAGACCCAGUCCCUGGCAGUGCUGGCACCCCUACAGGACGUGGUGGUGGGGGCUGGGGAUGCAGCUAUCUUCGAGUGCCUGGUCUCUGGCCCCCCUGAUGUGGAUGUGGACUGGCUGUGGCGGGGACGCCUGCUCCAGCCUGCCCUGCUCCAGUGCAAGAUGCAUUUCGACGGGCGCAAGUGCAAGCUGCUGCUUACCUCAGUGCAUGAGGAUGAUAGUGGCAUCUACACAUGCAAGCUAAGCACAGCUAAAGAUGAGUUAACAUGCAGUGCCAAGCUAACAGUAUGGCCGUCGCACCAGCCACUCUUCACUCGCAAGCUGGAGGCUGUGGCUGUGGUAGAGGGGCGAACAGCGAGGUUUGACUGCAAGAUCAGUGGGGAUCCCCCACCAACUGUCACCUGGACUCGCUUCGGCCAGCCUGUACAAGAGGGGGAAACCAUGCGCUUACAGCAGGACGGGGGGCUGCACUCACUGAUCAUCCUGCACGUGAGUUCCGAGGAUGAGGGUCAGUACGGGGUGAGUGCCAGCAACAAGCACGGCCGGGCCGAGUGCACUGCAGAGCUGUACGUGGAGGAGCCGCGUCCAGCAGCUAGCUCCCAGAUCUCCAAGCUCGAGAAGAUGCCAUCUAUCCCCGAGGAGCCAGAACAAGGGGAGAGCGAAGUGGAACGCUUCACCAUGCCUGAUUUCUUGCGGCCGCUGCAUGACCUGGAUGUGGUGGAAUCCAAGGAGGCCGUGCUGGAGUGCCAAGUGGCUGGGCUGCCAUACCCCUCCAUCACCUGGUUCCAUAAGGGCCGGCGCAUUGAGAGCACUGAUGACCGCAGGAUGAUGCAGUAUAAGGAUGUGCACCGCUUGGUUUUCAUCUCUGUCAGUCAUGCCCAUGCUGGGGUUUAUAAAAGUGUAAUUGCCAACAAAGUGGGCAAGGCCACCUGCUACGCACACCUCUAUGUCACAGAUGUGGUGCCCAUGCCUCCCGAUGGGCCACCCACCUUAGCUGCUGUCACUGGUCGAGCUGUCACACUGAAAUGGAACAAACCCAAGUGGUUGGACUCAGCCAUCGACCCUGCCUCUGUGACCUAUACUCUCCAGCAGCAGAUCCUGGGCACCAGCAACUGGACUGUCUUUGCCACAGGAGUGCGCGAAACCAGCUAUACAGUUCUGGCUCUGACCAAGGGUAUCCGGUAUAUGUUCCGUGUCCUCACCACUACAGCCAAGGCUAACAGCAAGCCUUCCCCACCCACUGAGCCUGUGCAGCUCCUAGACCGCGGUCUCUAUCUGGCAGAAGCCCCCAUGAUCCUGGACAAACCAGAUGUGGUGCAUGCAGUGGAAGGGCAGCCAACCUGCAUCACUGUAACCCUAAAUCACGUAGAGGUUGCUGUCACCUGGAGGAGAUCCGGUGUGGUGCUGAAGGAUGGCGACCCCAGCUGGGAGAUGAGCAUGCCCGAUGAUGACCAGCACUCAUUGCGAUUCUUCCGGGUGGGUAAGGGGGACGUGGGGGAGCUGACCUGCGAGGUGAGCAACCAGCAUGGAUAUGAUCACUGCUCCAUCAGCUUGGAGCUGGCAGAGGCACCCCGCUUUGAGUCAAUCAUGGAGGACAUUGAAAUCGGGGUGGGUGAGACGCCACAGUUUGCUGUAGUGGUAGAGGGGAAACCCCUUCCAGACAUCAUGUGGUACAAGGAUGAGGUGCUGCUGGUGGAAAGCAACCACCUGAGCUUCGUGUACGAGGAGAGUGAAUGCUCACUAGUUGUGCUGAACACCACGGAACAGGACAGUGGGGUCUACACGUGCAUUGCACACAACCUGGCUGGAGAAGUGUCUUGCAAGGCGGAGCUUGUCGUUCAUGCAGUUGUGCCAGAUGCUGAUGCUACACGGGCAGAGGAAGAAUCACACAUAGCCCGUCGCCUGGCUGACUAUUAUGAUAUACAUGAGGAGAUUGGCAGGGGAGCCUUCUCAUAUGUGCGGCGAGUGACCCAGAAGAGCUCCGGUUUGGCCUUUGCUGCCAAGUUCAUCCCAUGCCGUGCCAAGGCCAAGAAGUCUGCUCGCCGCGAGCUCGGCAUCCUAGCUCAGCUGGACCACGAACACAUCGUCUACUUCCAUGAUGCCUUUGAGAAGCGAAAUGCCAUCAUCAUUGUCAUGGAACUCUGCGCUGGAGAGGAACUGCUGGAACGUAUAGCAAGGAAGUCCUCUGUGAGCGAAUCUGAAAUUCGCUCCUACAUGUGGCAGGUCCUGGAGGGAGUCAGCUAUCUCCACCAUCAUGGUAUCCUGCACCUCGACAUUAAGCCUGAAAACCUGCUGUUGGCUGAAGUUGGCAGUGAGCAGGUGAGGAUCUGUGACUUUGGCAAUGCCCAGGAGCUGACUCCAGAUGAGCCGCAGUACUGCAAGUAUGGCACCCCUGAAUUCGUAGGCCCUGAGAUCGUCAGCCAGAGCCCCGUCUCCAGGGUCACCGAUGUUUGGCCAGUGGGAGUCAUCACAUACUUAUGCCUCACAGGGAUCUCCCCAUUCGUGGGAGAGAAUGACAAGACGACCCUCAUGAACAUCCGCAACUACAAUGUGGCUUUUGAGGAGAGCAUGUUCACCGGACUGACGAGAGAGGCGAAAGGCUUUGUCAUCAAAGUGCUGGUGAACGAUCGCUUGAGGCCCAAUGCAGAGCAGACCUUAGAGCAUCCCUGGUUCAAGACAUUGGCUAAGGGCAAGAGCAUCAGCACUGAUCAUCUCAAGCUCUUCAUAUCUCGCAGGAAGUGGCAGCGCUCCCUGAUUAGCUACAAGUGCAACAUGGUGCCACGGCCUAUCCCUGAGCUUCUAGAAGACACAUCCAGCCACUUGUCCAUUGCUGUGCCACGCCUCCUCAAGGAGACUUCAGUGCUGUCCUCCUCUUCGGACUCUGAUGACCCAGAAGAGUUGCCUUACAUUCCCAUGCCCCAUCAGCUUGAAUUUUCUGGUUCCCGCAUGUCCCUCAACGAGAUCCCCACAGAUGAUGAGCCUCUGAGUCCCGAUAGAGUUCCAGAGGAUGAGGAGGGCACAUCCAUGGAGUGGCAGAGUGAGGGACAGGGAGGAGCAGUGGAUUUCAAGAGGAAGGAGGAGGCAGAGUCGUCCUCUGCCAGGAGGCAAAAGGGCACAUUGCCAACGAAGCGCUCCACAGAGGCCGUGGAGCCUGGCUCUUCUGACGAGGAGACUCGUGAGGCCCGGAAGAGACCCGAGUACCCCAGAAAGACCCUGAAGAAAGGUUCCAGUCUGGAUGCUCCAGAAGCAUCUGAGAAGGCCUCACGCAAGGGGGAGCUGCGCCGUGGCAGUUCCGCAGAUAGCGCCCUCUUGCUCAGCCUUCCCUCGGAGGAAGCCCAGUCCCGUAAAAGCCUGACCAAGGCAGCCUCCAUGGAAUUGCCCCGCCGUAGCCCCAGCCCUGGCACCUUGUACCGGAGGAAGGGUGGUUUGCCCGAGGAAGAAUAUGCCCAGCGCCUGGAACUCAUGCGCCAGCGCUUGCUGCAUGGCAGCCCUGUCGAUGGCAAACUGAGUGGCUUGCGGGGGCCCUUGCUGGAGACGCUUGGCCUUGAGAAGAAGGUGCUGAGGCCUCCCAGACUGGAGAAACAGCUGUCCCCUGGGCACAAGAUGGUGCGUGCCGCCUCCAGUGAAACAGCUCCCCAGCACCUGCCGCCGGAGGGGCGCCUCCUCCAAAAGAGCAGCUCCUUCAGCCAGGGUGACGGGGAGCCUGUUACCCUGCAUCGCCGCUCUGGAGCACCACUAGAAAUCCCUUUGGCCCAGGCUGAGGCCCAGAGACUAAAAGAGACACCAUCUCUCUCUGCUCUGAAUGAGUCCAGGCCCCAUACACCCCACGAGGUUCCCUUCAAGCCACCCACCCCUGAGCAGGGAGAGGGGAAAAAGCCCAGCACCAGGCCCAGCUUAAGGAGGCCAGCUGCCAGGGGAACUGAGGACAAGCCACUGGUGGCCAGGUUUGCCAAACCAGACACCGCAACCGGUGUAAAAGCCAUAGCCCCCUCAAGGGAGUCUGCGCCAUUCAUGCCCAUUUCACCCACCCCUGGCAGCUCAGCACCCAAACGUUCUUCCUAUGCCGAUGUCAUGCUGUCCCUGGCAGGUGAGCUGCCCAGGGGCCCUCCCAGGGAGGCAGCAGAGCCUGCUGCUGCCUCAGUCCAUAUACCCCGCCUCUUACCAGCAGAGACGCAGUCCCACACGGCUGUCUAUGCCAAGGUGGCUGCACAGACGGCGGUCAAGGAGCCAGCCACCCCAGCUCGCUCUUCCAGUACUGAGCAUAUCCCAGACAUUGACUCCGAAGAGGUGUUUGAGGCCAAGUUCAAGAGAAGCCGGGAAGGCUCCCUCAGUCGGGGCCGCAAGCUGCUCUCCAGGUCGGAGGAGCAGCAGCUGGCUGGGCCCCUGGUCCGGGAGGAGGGCAUAUAUCGCCCGGGCCCAGUGGGUGCUCCACUAGAGCUGUCCAAAUCUGUGGCUUCCCGGCGCUCUUAUUCAGUGCAGGACCUGCAUGAGGUGGAGAAGGAAACAGGAUUCAUUCGCAGGAUGUCCAUGCGACUCCGGCGGACGCCCCCCACGGAGAGGAGAAAGGUCAAGGAGGAUGAAGUUGCGGGAGGAACUGCACCGGGGCGGAGACUUUCCUGGGGCCUGGCUUCCAAGGAGAAAAAAGACUCAGACAGUCUGCAGUCAGAGCCUGGCUCCAGCGAGUCCCCUGUCAUGGCGGUCCGCAGGAAGAUCGGCACCACCAUGGGGCGCUUCUCCACACACCUACGCAGCCAUUCGCAGCCGCAAACCGAUGAUGACCACAUCAGGCAGCCUGCGAAGAGAGCUCCUUUCCUCUCUCAGCUGCGCCGGGCAACCUCUGAGGGUGAAAACCUGCGUCAGGUGGGCAUCCCACAGAACCAGCUGGCAGCCCAGUCUGCCAAUGUCCCUUCCACAGAGUCCUUCCAGUCAGAGACAUCCACAGGCAAUGUCCCCAGUGAUAGCCACCGGCGCGGUUCUCGCUGGGAACGCUGGAACUUGUCCCGAGCCAAGAAAGACAAGGUUGCAUCACAGCCCAACAUUCCUGCCAGCCUGAGAGGGGAUGGCGUCGUCAUUGUGAGUCAACCCUAUGUGCUCAGCGAGUCAGACUUCCCUCCAGUUUUCCACAUAAAAUUGAAGGACCAGGUAUUGCUGGAGGGUGAGGCAGUGCAACUCUUCUGCCUUCCUGCAGCCAGCCCUGCCCCCCGUAUACUGUGGAUGAAAGACAAGCAUCCCUUGGUAUCAGAGGGUGUUCUCAACAUUGUGGCAUGUAAGGAUGGCCGUCAGCUGCUCACCAUCUCCAAAACCUCCAAGAAGGAUGCGGGCUUGUACGAAUGCAAUGCUGCAAAUGCCUUGGGCACUGCCACCAGUUCCUGUACCCUGGCUGUGGCACGACUUCCUGGGAGACCAGGCACCCCAGAAAUCCCUCAAAAGUACAGGAACACAGUUCUGGUGCUGUGGAGGCCAGCAGAUAGUCGGGCACCCUGCACAUACACGCUGGAACGCAAGAUGGAUGGGGAGCAUGAGUGGAAAAUAGUCAGUUCAGGCAUUGCUGACUGCUACUUCAAUGCGACGGAUCUUCCAGUUGGGAGCACCCUCAAGUUCCGUGUGGCCUGCGCCAACAAGGCCGGACAAGGCCCCUACAGCAACCCCUCAGGGAAGGUGUUCAUUGAGAGUGCAGAACCCAAGGCUGCCCACUCAGCUGUCACUGCCAAGAAGAAUAUAACUGCCCCAGAGAAAAUGGCUUCCACCAGAUUCACCCAGACCCCAUCUGAGCAGUCUCCCAAGCCAACACUCAAAACCACAGCUCCACUGCCCUCCACCCACAGCUCCAUGCCCUCCAAGGAGCAUAAGGGGUUGGUGCCUAUGCUGGGACAGUCUCCUGCUGUCCCGUCAUUGACUCAGGCCAAGGAGGAGAAGCCUCUGGCUGCAGAGGAAGAAAAACCCCUUCUUAUGGCACAGUCCUCCAAGGAUGUCUCCUCUUCUGAGUGCCCAGCCAUCACAACUUCUCCAGAGCCAACAUUAAAGCCUUCCCGGACUGCAUCUUCUCUCAAUGCCCAGAGUGCCUCAAACACUACCAAAGUCUUGCCUGCCCCAGAAUCCAGCCCUGGCUUUUCUCUUUCCAAAUUCUCACCCAUCAACCCUGUAUUGCGAACCCCUAUGGCACACUCACCAGCAACUGUCUCCCCCAAAGCUGUCCCCUAUGUAGCCACAUCUUUUAUCUCCAUGCCACCAGGUGUUCCCACCACCACGGAAGGUACACCCAGCCCCCCAGUUACCCCCACCACAGAGGAGGUGCCUUCCCAUACACGCUUCCUGAGCCGGAGCACUGCUUCUGGCAGGGACACCAUUAGUGGUGCUCAGGGCAGGCUGACUCCAGCUGCAAAGGACGACUCGUCAUUGCGCCAAGGAGUCCCUCAAAAGCCCUACACCUUCCUGGAUGAGAAAGCAAGGGGCAGGUUUGGAGUGAUCCGGGAAUGUAAAGAGAACGCCACGGGCAAGCGCUUUAUGGCCAAGAUUGUGCCAUAUGAGGCAGAAGGCAAGCAGAAUGUCCUGCAGGAAUAUGAGAUCCUUAAAGGCCUGCACCAUGAGCGCAUCAUGACACUGCAUGAAGCUUAUAUCACACCCCGCUAUCUGGUAUUGAUAGCCGAACACUGCACUGGGAAGGAAAUCCUCUACCACUUUGUUGACAGGUUCCGUUACUCAGAGGAUGACGUGGUGGGGUAUGUCACACAGAUCUUGCAAGCACUGGAAUACCUUCAUGGGCAGCGCAUUGUCCACCUUGACCUGAAGCCUGACAACGUCAUUGUCUCUGCUACAAACACAGUAAAGAUCAUAGACUUUGGCAGCGCCCAGACUUACAACCCGCUUGUGUUGCGCCAGCUGGGGCGCCGUGUCGGCACAUUAGAGUACAUGGCUCCAGAAAUGGUGAAGGGAGACCCCGUUGGUUCAGCAGCUGAUGUCUGGGGUGUGGGAGUGCUCACAUACAUCAUGCUAAGUGGUCGCACACCGUUCUUUGAAGUGGAUCCCUUGGAGAUAGAGAGCAAGAUCCUGGCAGGGCGCUAUGAUGCUUUCAAGCUGUACCCCAAUGUCUCCCAGAGUGCUGCGCUCUUCAUUCGCAAGGUUCUUUCUGCCCAGCCAUGGAGCCGUCCCACUAUCAAGGACUGCUUUGCCAAUCCGUGGCUCCAGGAUGCCUAUCUGAUGAAGCUGCGGCGCCAGACCCUCACUUUCACCACUAGUCGCCUGAAAGAGUUCUUGGUGGAGCACCAGCGUCGGCGCAACGAGGUGGCCACCAAGCACAAGGUCUUACUGCGCUCCUACCAUGGUGCCAGCAGCCACAUGCCCUAGCCGCCUGCCCUGCUGGAGGAGCCACAGAACAUUCCAGCAGGGGGCGUGAUGGGCCAAGCACCCGUCCUCCCAGCCAGGGUGGGACUGGUUGAUAUACCUCAUGGAUCAGGAAGGGUCGUCAGCACUGGCCGCUGUCCUUCCCUCCACCCACCAGUCCUGGCAUAGGCUGGCUUAGAAGGGUGGAGCGGUGCCUGAUGACAGAUUGACAGGAUUCUCUACUGUGGGGUUGGGUUCAGGGAAGGGAGACUUGCUCUGGGAAAUGCCUUGAAGCAGUGAUGUUACCAGGCCAAGGCCAAAGGGAGAAACCCCCGAGAUUUCCUCAUUAAAACACCAUCUCUCUCAGACUGUGCUCGACGGGCUGCAUCAAUAUCCUGUAUAGGUCAGGUGCCUCGGGGCAACAAUCAUUUUUGUUGAACAGCAGCAAACACAAAACAUGGCCAUCUGCACACCCAUCUCUUCCCUCUAGACAUCAACCUGAGUUGGAAGAAGACAAAGAGGGAUCAGCCCUGAAGCCUUGCAAUGAAGGCAAAACAGCACCCGGAAACUUGAAUCCCCACUUGCGCAAACAUCAUGUAUGUAGUGGAGGAGGGACGCGCAGGGAUGGAGCACCGGUACAUCUUGGCUUCUCUGGCUGUUGGGGUGGGCAUGGCCAUGGGGGCUGCCAUGGAGAGCGCCUGCACUUCUGAAUUGGCAACUGCAUCACUGAUAGACGUCAUACAGCACAGGGAUGGAAUAGUUCUUCAGAUGUCCAGUCUCCAAGGCAGGGGCUGGGGCAGAGGGCAUAUAUAAGUUCAUACCAACCCCACACUUAGGAAAACAGCCAAUAACAUGGAAUGCCAGGGCAGAGAGAGACAUCAAGGGUUAAUGGUGGUAGUGCCCCUGGGGUUCCUCUCCACCCACAUCUGCUUGAGUGCCCAGAAGAAGCUCACAAUAUGAAGUACCCACCAGGAGUUCUUCACAGUUUACUCUGCCGGCAUCCCAUUAUGCAGCAUCUUUUUCUUGCUGACCUCCAUACACUUUGCACAUGUUUUUUGGAAAUCCACAGAGAGCUACACACUCUACAGUACUUUCAGUACCUUCAGCACUGACGCAGACACACACUCCUUCUCCCCCUACAUACCUUCCUGAAUCAAGUACAUGCAUCAUACACCCUUUCCCACUCUCCAUGUAAUAUUUACAUACAUGCAUACACCCAUCCGCCAAUGCUUGUUCUGCCACAGUCCAUCCUAGAUCCGACGGAACACUCAUAAUGAAUCCCACAGAAACAUGCACAGAGCCUCUGAACUCAUGCACCUUUUCCUUUCUCCCACUCACCCUUCCUAGCAUAUCUAUCGUAUCUCUGGUGUGGAUUGGUUUCACUGUUAAUAAGGAGGGCGAUGGGAUGGGCUUUCUGACUAUCAUGGCCCUCUGAUUCCUUAGCGUUGUGGUAGUUGUGGUGGCUGACUGCAUCUCUGAUCUUCAGGUGCACUAAUGAAGCCACACAGAGUACGGGGAAAUGGAUUUGUCCACAUGACAUUGAAAGAGCAGACCCGAGUCUCUCUAUUUUGCUGUCUAGCCUGGCCUCCAUAAGGAUCCAGACUAGACAUGGCCCACUGAAAAGAGCAGAAGACAUUUGGAGAACUAGGUCUACAAAUCGUCACAGCUGCAGACAUUCAGUAGUGGGUGGAGAUAUUCAGGAGAUGAAGAGAUACAAGCCUGGAUUUAGCACAGUUGGGAGUGUUACCUGUUGAAGAAAGCUAGAAGCAGACCCAGGGUCUGGCCAGGGCCCAGGACUUACUGCAUGAAUGCAACUCUCCUGUCCCGGCUUGGCUGUGUGAAUCCACAUUCAUGAUUUCCCAUUUCUGUCCAUGCCCCACCCCACGCCCAAUGUGUUUUGAAUGUGGAGGUGCUAAUUUCCCUCUGGUGUGGAGCAAGCAAAACAACCAAGAGUCAAAAUAAAAGGCAGUGGAUAAUC
Messenger RNA from Hemicordylus capensis (graceful crag lizard), 12533 nucleotides. RefSeq names its product striated muscle enriched protein kinase (gene SPEG). The record is from RefSeq and is a predicted model, not a curated record. Gene Ontology annotation, molecular function: protein kinase activity; ATP binding; protein binding. NCBI's taxonomy places the organism in Eukaryota, Metazoa, Chordata, Lepidosauria, Squamata, Cordylidae. Gene Ontology annotation, biological process: muscle cell differentiation; protein phosphorylation. The transcript is spliced from 41 exons. The coding region runs from base 170 to 10579 and encodes 3469 amino acids.